GCAACGAGAGGACAGUGAAGGUUUAGCUCAGCUAGCUUUUUUCUCGGUCGACACUCCGAUACGAAGACGAACGAACGCGAUUUGAAUAAAAUUUCAUUGGCACAGCCAUGGACAGCCUUUUCUAAUGUGUAGUGAUUAAAUUUCUGCCCAUUCUGGCUUGCUGCGCGUGUGAACGGUUUUCAAGUUGCCAAAACAAUAGUGGAAAGGUGUCCUCGGAUCCGCGAGUGUGUGAAAAGUGACCAAAUCUUCCGUGCCAAGCCAGGCACCAGUUCCGGUUUAUUGAGUUUUUGUGUUAAGGAUUUUCUUUGCCUGCUAUGGUAUUUUGCAUCACAGUGUUGUUGGUGGUUGAAGCCCUGGAGGCACUCUAGUUUUUGUGUGCAGUGGAACGCGGCUGGGAAAGGUGGCUGCCCAAGGGGAAAAAGUUCCUCACUAACACGGGCAGAGGCAGAGCGCAGAGAAAAAAAAAACGCGUUUGGGCCUAGUAAAAAUAUUCCUUUCUUGCAUUUUUAAAAUACACGAGACUUUUCGAAAGUUUAAGCGCUGGUUCACUGUUGAGUCUCAAAAUGUUGAAGGUUACUGGUAAAGUUUCCAAAUGAUAGUGAUUUGACGAGAAAAAUGAGCAAAGUAGUGUAGACAACGUAUGCGGAAAAAUCUCUGGCUUUUUUUAAUGGGGAAAAUCAUGAAAAAAAUAAAGCAGAGAAGAUUUUUAAUGAAAAUUUAAGAGCUAGGAAAAAAGUGCUAGUUGCAGCGAGUAUCACAUCUGCAAUUUGUACACUGUAGUUUAUCAAGGUUCAUACGAGAACCUUGGAAGAAUAGAUUCCAGCAAUAAGUAGUAUCAGCAGCAACAAAGGCAGACGAUGCCGAAAUGUGAUGUUAAAACCAGAUAUAUUCCAGCGACCUUCGCUUGGACGCUGCUGCUGGGCACGACGUUCCUGUUUUUCUAUUACCCAUGCCGACAGUUCUACGUACAGCGACACCCAUGGGUACCGGCGUACCAGGCCGUCAUCACGUUCUUCGUCAUCGCCAACUUUACGCUGGCCACCUUCAUGGAUCCCGGUGUCAUCCCGAAAGCCCCACCCGACGAAGAUCGCGAGGACGAGUUCCGAGCUCCGCUGUACAAGAAUGCUGAAAUUAACGGUAUCACAGUGCGGAUGAAAUGGUGCGUAACGUGCAAAUUCUACCGACCGCCAAGAUGUUCCCACUGUUCCGUGUGCAAUCAUUGCAUAGAGACCUUCGAUCAUCACUGUCCUUGGGUCAACAACUGUAUCGGUCGUCGAAAUUAUCGAUUCUUCUUCUUCUUCCUGAUAUCGCUGUCGAUUCACAUGCUAAGCAUCUUCGCGCUCUCCCUAAUCUAUGUACUACAGAAGGAAAAGGACAAGCUGACCGAGGUGGAACCGAUCGUGGCAAUGGUGCUGAUAGCAAUCGUUACCCUGUUGGCGAUACCAAUUUUUGGCUUAACCGGAUUUCAUAUGGUACUGGUGUCUCGGGGGCGUACCACUAAUGAGCAAGUCACCGGCAAGUUCAAGGGAGGCUACAAUCCGUUCUCACGUGGUUGUUGGAACAACUGUUGUUACACACAGUGUGGUCCGCAAUAUCCGAGUCUGCUAAAACCACAGAAGUACGUCGCUAGGAGGUCGAACAAGGAAAACCAAUCGAUUAGUACAAUCACGAACGACGGUGGCCCGGCAGGCGGCAGUAACUCCAGCCGGCACUUGAACUCUCAACAGCAGCAGGGACUCAGUGCAAGCGGUUCCGGUGGCAGUAGCCAGGGCAUCUACGAUAACAGUCGCCAUACGCAGGUAAAAACCUAUAUGGAUCAUGGCAAUGGUCACGGUAUUCGUACGGUUGGAUCCAGCCAUUACAGUAAGCUAUCUCCGGGUCGUGAAUGUUCCGAUAUCGACAUGGAACCUCAAGCUUCGCAGAGUCGGGACUGUGAACCGACGCCACCACUGCAGCGACAUGGCUCCAAGAGCAACUUCUUUCUGCCACCGAUCGAUGGCAAUGGAGGUAUCAAUAUGAAUGGUAGUCAAGGCCAAGGAGGCAAUGGUGGAGGAGAUUCCCCUCGACAUAUACGUAUGUACCAUCCAAGGCACAGCCCACAUCCUCGCCAGAGAGGACUGGAUCCGUCGCGUAGUUUCACACCCGAGGGUCUCUCGCCAGAUCAACCUCCACCGAUGAUUACUAUCCAGCAACAGCAGCAGCAACAGCCAAACCAACAGGGUAUUCCACGCGGCACUUCGGCAACACCCACAAUGCAGCAACGCAUCAAGGCACUAGGUGUGGCUACCCCUUUGGCAAUGUCUAGUCCCGUUAGACGAUCCAACCCCGGAACGCCAACGCAACCCCGACGGCCGGAUUUCAUCGGAGUCAAUAUGGUCAACCAACCGCAACAACAGCAGCCAGGUGCAACAUACUACGAUUUUCCUCUCCAACAGCAGCAGCAGCAGCAACAGCAAUCACAGCUGCAUCAAACUGGUCUUCCCCCGGUACAUCCCUACCAUCAGCAGCAGCCAAUGUCUCAACAACAACAACAGCCAUCGCAGUAUCCGAUGGUGCAUCACAACGGUGGCUUGCCGCAGCAACAGCAGCAACAACAGCAGCGGCCACCGAACAUCGUCUACCACCAUGGAAGCCCCCAAAGACGUUAUUUGUCCGAGGGUGAACUUGCACGGCAAGGUGCGGAACUCUCCUACGCUCGCAGUAACCAAACAGUUGAUAACAUUCGUGAAUUAGCCGGCAGCCCACAACGCGGGGUGUACAUGUGGAAGGAUACAUCACCUGGAUUCAGCAACGGAAAUGGUCCAGCGAACAAUCAACAGCAACAGUCACAAUCGCCCGGAGUUUUUGUAAGUAUGGCUCAAUCCGUCUACCAGAAUACGCCCAGUCCGACUGCACCUCAGCAGCAGCCCCAACAGCCCCAGUACGGUAGUGUCAGCGCAGCCCGAUAUCAACUGCAGCAGCAACAGCAACAGGCCAGCUUAAACACCGGUUAUCACCCAGCCCUACGUGGAGGAGUGCCGGUAUUUCCUCCUCAACCCCUUCCAGCCUCCGUAGUCCCAGUGACCACGCAACAGCAAUCGGGUGGCGUUAAUGGACCACAGGCUCCAUCGCCGCAAAUCAAACGGAAAGCCACGCCCACACGGCCGAUGUCGUUCGUAAGAGCACUCGAGAUGACGGACUCGAUAGAAAUGAAUGCGACCGAUUCGGGUGGUGGUGGUUCCGCGAUUGGCAGUGGUAAUGGCAGCAGCGCCGCACAGCAGCAACCACAAGGCGGCGGACCGUCCGGCCGAGCUACUACACCCACUCCGCCAGACAGGGGCAGCGUGUACGAUAUGAACUACGAGAUUUCCGUAUAACAACUGUAACCGGUCCGGUGAAGCAGCAGCAGCAACGGCGGCAGCAGUAGUAGCGUUUAGUGUUUUGAAAUAGGAAAACAGAUCGGCUAACACCGUUGGCAAUGCUUGUUAGGGAAUAUUGUCAGUUAUUGAUAGAGUUAUUGUUUUGUUUGCUUGUUUUCUUUUAAUAGUAUUUAUUAUUUUCCUCUGUACAGCCGCCCAAUUCCCUGAUAAGAUACAUUUCUACUAUGUAAUUUUCUUUUAGGCUUUGGCGGGGAAACCCAGUGUCAGUCUAAAUAUUUUGAUUAUUUUAUUCUCCACAAAUUGGCGUUUCGUACUAACAUUUAGUCCUAGAUAUUCUCCUAAUAUCAAUCAGGAAUUGGCCGGAGAUAGGCGAACGAACCUAACAAUUUAAUCAUAUAAAUUACUCGUCAAAAAGAAGUACGACCUUCAUUUCUUUUUAAUUCCUUCGGAAUAAUCUAAAUGCCGUUUUUUCUCAAUUAACCUAUUGUUAGCACUUUGAAUAAUCGAUGAUUUGUGACUAAGAUGAACCCAAUAAUACGAAUGAUGUACUUUACUGUUACCUUUGAAUGGAAUGUGAAUGGCACAUGUUUUUGAGAAUCUACUUCUGGUCUAAAGCACUUUUUGUUGUUGCUGUUGUUGUUGGUCUCAAGUAUAGGGGGAGCUUCAUCUUCCCUUCUUUCGUCAUCCUCAAGUAAGCCGCACUUUGGACUGUAAAUAUAGAUUUUCCUUAGCCUAUCGCUAAAUAGAUAACAAUAAGGUGGCUCAUAUAAUCUAGCAGCACAGAUGAGAAACAAAUGUACUAAGAACGAUUAAUCACACUGCAAAACUAACGACGCGAUAUCGGUGAUGAGAUAUUCUGGCACAAUGGAGGAGAUAUUUUUUGCAAGAAUUCUUGUGGAAACUCAAAACUCAUUCGAUGCUCUACCUCAGUUUUCUUUUCUUUAUGUUUAACCCGUUAGGUAAUUGAGUCACGUAGAUAAUGCACUGACCACAUGUAUCACUUGCCGAAGACUGAACUAAUCGCUUGAUUUAUACGAAAAAAAUAGGUCUUAAUUGCAAACCAAUUCUUAUUUGUUAACAGUUUUGUGAGCUCUACUUGUUUGUGCCAAAAUAUAGCUCCUAAAGUCGCGUCGUCCUUGUUUUGCAUGUUUUUUUUAGCUUAUAGAUUUCUGGGUUCCAUUCUCCUGAAAAUCGGAAACUUUUGAGCCAACCUUCUACACUCAAACACGUCCGUUUUCACCAUUGCAAAUGUGACACUCAUAGGUAUAUUCGAUAAGUUUAGCAACAAAGCAAAAGCCAAUCCAAUCGCAAAUGUUAUGUCCCUGUGAGAGUAAACACAUUUAAUGAUAUAAAGAACUGCUAGUUUUACGAAAAAAAACGUGGAUUUCGAGCAGGAUGCAAAACCCCGACCCAACGCAAAUGUCGUUUCUCGGUUUUUGUUGGUGUAUGUAAAAUUGAACGAGAAAAUAACCCGAGACUCUCUAAAUCUAGGAAAAAAUCCAUUUUGGAGGCAGCAAACGCGAAUGUAUAGAAUAAUUAGCUUUGGAUGCAGAUUAGAAGAGAUGAAUUCACUGCCCGUUCGUUGUUAGUAAAGGAAAUCCCUUUCCCUUCCGCGCUGUUAAGAGAAAGAAAGAAAGAGAGAGUGUGUCUGUACGCGUGCUACGAAACAUCACACGUGGUUGCUAAUGCGAGGUUCUCUCCCCGCUAGGCCAGCUAGUACUGCAUCCAGUUUUUGUACAAGUGUAUAAUUGUUAGAAUAUUUUGAAAUAGUUUCGAAAAGCGACGAACGGCUUUUUCCCGGAUGACGGGUAAAAUGCAGGAGAUCGUUUUUAUGACAUAAAGGAAGUAGUUUUACAAAGCUAGUGAGUAAAGCAGAUCGACUCGUCGAAACCUGACGAAGUGUAGUAGGAGAAUAUGAUAGUUACAUGUAUUUAUUAACAAGUUGUGCAUACUGACUGUCCGUGAUUCGCCAGGAAGCAAGCAAUUGAUUGCCCCUAUCUUUCGGUUAUGCUAACUAAUCCUAUCCUGCAUGUGUACAUAGAUUAACAUACCUUUCGUAACGAAAAAUUGUUAUCUUAAAAAAGGCACACAGAAAAAAGGGAAAAACAUUCAAUAUAAGAUAUGACUUUAAUACAAAGCAAACUUUCAUCAGGAAAAAAGAGGGAUCAUUCUUCCCUGUGAAUUCAUGAAAUUCAAACCCCUAUCCUUCCAUGAUCAGACCGUUUGUCAAGCCGCGGCGGGGGCUCCUGAAAGCCAUGAUUCAGCUUCCUUCGCGUUCGCGUAGGUGUUUGUAUUGUACAUUACAGUGUAGCUGUUAUGGGUUGAGAAAUACAAAUAUAUUUACUGUGUGUGUAACAGGCAGUGCAUUGAAAUCUAACUGUUAUGAUACGUUUUUCCUUUUGCGGAUUCGCGAAUGAGAAGAUGAAUAAUUCAACAUGGUCGGAUAACAGCUAUAAAUAUAAGACAGAACAGAAAGAAUAACAAUGAAAACACUUAUAUAUAUGACAAAGAGAAACUGUAAUA
Molecule: messenger RNA, 5882 nt
Organism: Sabethes cyaneus
Lineage: Eukaryota; Metazoa; Arthropoda; Insecta; Diptera; Culicidae
Gene: Zdhhc8
Product: palmitoyltransferase ZDHHC8
Exons: 8
Coding region: 858-3356 (832 amino acids)
Biological process (GO): protein palmitoylation
Molecular function (GO): palmitoyltransferase activity
Source: RefSeq, a predicted model, not a curated record